CUUCCCCUUCUUUGGGGGUCUUCCCUUGGAGGAUGGAGCGGGUCUGGUGGGCUCUCUCCCGCCUCCCGUGGAGCCCCGGCCCCCCCUUGCCUUUGGACCGCAUCGUGGCCGGCCUCCCCCUCCCCACUUUGGUCCGACCCGCCCCCGGCGAGUGCGUGGAGGGCCUGGGUGACCAGGAAGCACUGCUGCUCCACUCCUGCCGCCAGUGGACUACCGUCACCGCCCACAGCCUGGAGGAGGGACACUACGUGGUGGGGCCCAAGAUCGACAUCCCCCUCCAGUUCCCAGGGAAGUUCAAGCUGCUGGACCAGGACCGGGACGUGCGGGAGCCGGUGCAGUUCUUCAGCAGCGUGGAGGAAGUGGCCGGCACCUUCCCCGACCGCGUCUUCGUCCUGGAAGCCAUCACCUUCAGCGUCAAGGUGGUCUCAGGUGAGUUCAGCGAGGACAGUGAGGUCUACAACUUCUCCCUCCACGCCGGGGACGAGCUGACGCUCAUGGGCCAGGCGGAGAUCCUGUGCGCCAAAGCCCCUAAGGAGAAGUCCCGCCUUAACACCUUGUUGAGGAAGUUGGGCAAAGCCGGAGUGGGCGGUGGUGGCAUCAUCAGUGGCGGAAGUGGCCCCACCGAGGGGGUCAGCAGCACCGGGCUCAAGGCCCUGAAGGGCAAGAUGCCCUGCCUGAUCUGCAUGAACCACCGGACCAACGAGAGCCUCAGCCUGCCCUUCCAGUGCAAGGGGCGCUUCAGCACCCGCUCACCCCAGGAGCUGCAGAUGCAGGAAGGGGAGCACACCGUACGCAGCAUCAUCGAGAAGGUGCGUCUCCCGGUGAAUGUGACGGUGCCGAGCCGCCCGCCACGCAACCGCUACGACCUGCACUGCAUCCGCGAGGGCCACUGCUACAAACUGGUCAGCAUCAUCUCCAAGACGGUGGUGCUGGGCUGUGCAAUGCGGGAGGCGGAGGUGUCGCCCUUCCACUUGCUGCUCUUGGCCGAUGUACCGCGCUUCCUUCUGCCGGAGGGGCUGGCACUGCCGGGGGGACUACCGGACCCCCCGCUGGAGAGGCUCCUGCGUGACUGCACUGCUUUGUGCCAGGAGCGUUUCAACCCUAACGAGUACUCCCGGGCUGUGCGUGAGGCCAAGCCAGACCUGUCCGAAGAGAGCGUCGCCAGUCCCCGGCGCCUGCGGCUAUGCCUCCAGGGCCGCUCCGCCCGCGACCAGGUGGCCCACUCCUUCCAGCGACUCUCCCUUUGCCUCUACAGUGCCGGCACCAUCACUGCUGCGUCCUCCUCCUCCUGCUCGUCCUCCUCUGAGAGCUCUGGCCAAGACCUGGGCCCUCCGGCGGGAGGCGGAAGAGCUCCCCGGCGCCUGAUCCUGCCACCCACCUUCCGCCCCCAGGAGCCCCCCGAGAGGGAGGAGUACGUGGCCCCUGACUGGGCCCCACCCCCCCUACGUCCCUCCUAUGAGCGGCCCUACGAGGAGCUCUGGUCUGGGCAGAACUACGCCGAGGCCCCAAGUGGAAGGCCAGCGCUAUGGGCAGAGGACCGGGUCCAGGUCGAGGGGGGACGCGACCUCAAGGGCUUCGCCGGACCCGCCUCCAUGGACGCCCCGCCCCCUGUGCCCCCCAAGUCAGAGGCGGUGCGGGAGGAAUGUCGGCUGCUUGUGGCUCCGCCGGUGCCGCCCAGAGGGUCCCUCGGGCCCCCUGGCUCCAGCCCCCCGCCCUCGGUGCGCUUCCCCAAAGCCCAGGCCGGCCCUUUGCUUGCCUCCGGCCUCUCGUACUACUCUUCCGGCCUCCACGACGAUGCGCCUGUUCCUCGGAGCGGGAGCUGCUCCCCUUCCCCGGACACUUACUCCCUCUACUGCUAUCCCUGCACUUGGGGCGACUGCAAAGUCGGGGAGACCCCCAACCGGACGAUGCUGUGCGGCCCCCCGGCUCAGCCCCGCUCCCCUCCUCCGGCAGUCCCCUCAGCAGCGUCCGUAUCAGGGCCUUUGUGGCCGGACCCUUGGCCUUAUAGUGACCCAGGGCGGUCCACCCCAUUGCUGGAGCCUGCCCAGAGCUGCCAGAGCUGCCCCCUCCUCAAGGGCCCCCCUCCCCAGAAGCGCUUUGCCCCCUUUGGGGCCUUGAACCCCUUCUCCAGCCCGGCUUCUUCUUCCUCCUCCUCCGACUGGCCGGAGCCCCUGGAGUGGACCCGGCCCCCCUCCCCAGAGCCCUUUGAGCCCUUCGGGGGGACACCCUCCCCACCACCCCGUGCCGCCCCGGCCUUUGAGCCCCCGCCGGCCGAGGCCACGGCCGCCUGGACACUGGGGUGUGAGGGGCCCGCGGGGCGGCUCUUCCUAACCGAGGUGCCCCCGACAACCGCCCGGCCCAGCGCCCGGCCCAACGGGGACGGCUCUCCCUGGCAGCCCCCCGGCGACCUCUCCUCCCUCUCGUUGGAGGGCGUCUCCCAGUGCCUGCGAUUCAUCGGCCUCUCGGAGGAACUGGCCGGACGCUUUGCCCGCGAGCGCAUCGACGGCAGCAUCUUCGUCCAGCUGACCGAGGAAAUCCUUUCCGAAGACUUCCGGCUGACCAAGCUCCAGGUCAAGAAGGUCAUGCAGUUCAUCAAGGGCUGGCGGCCCAAAAUUUAAGCGUGGAUAAGGGUGGUCCGAAAAGCAGACCCUGGACAUUGAUUGGCCCAGAAAGAUGAGAGGGACAUCUUGACCUCAAACCCAAUGAAAAGUUGGCACUUGGAGGGCAGAGCAGGGGGUCCUUGUUGGUGGGUUCUCACAGUGGCCAAAGGGCCGGGGUUCUUAGAAGAUAAUGGGGAAGGGGCUGCAAUGGGGCAUCUUCUUCCAGCAUUUGGAGGAAGGAGGACCCUCUCCGAAGACUUCCAGCUGACCAAGCUCCAGGUCAAGAAGGUCAUGCAGUUCAUCAAGGGCUGGCGGCCCAAGAUUUAAGCAUGGACGGGUGGUCCAAAAAGUGGACCCUGGACAUUGUCCAGAAAGAUGAGAGGGGCACCUUGACCCCAAACCCAAUGAAAAGAUGGCAUUUGGUGGACAGAACAGGGAGUCCUUGUUGGAGAAUUCUCAUGGUGGCCAAAGGGCUGGGGAGGGCGGUCAUAGGAGGCGUUGGAGAAGGGCUUUCAAUGGGGCUUCCCCUUCCUUCUCCAGCAUUUGGAGGAAGGAGGAUUCUCUCUGAAGACUUCCAACAGACCAAGCUGUAGGUCAAGGUCAUGCAGUUCAACAAGGGCUGGUGACCCAGGAUUGAAGCGUGGAAGGGUGGUCCAAAAAGUGGACCCUGGAAAUCGGCUCAGAAAGUUAAGAGGGACAUCUUGACCCCAAACCCAAUGAAAAGAUGGCACUUGGAGGGCAGAGCUGGAGGUCCUUGUUGGUGGGUUCUCAUGGUGGCCAAAAGGCUGGGGAUCUUAGGAGGCAUUGGCUGCAACGGGGCUUCUCCUUCUUUCUCCAGCAUUUGGAGGAAGGAGGACCCUCUCCAAAGAUUUCCAACUGACUAAGCUCCAGGUCAAGAAGGUCAUGCAGUUCAUUAAGGGGUGGUAGCUCAAGAUUUAAGCAUGGAGCAGGAAAGCAGAGGGAGUAGAGAGAUUGGCCCUGGGCAUCACCCUUUCCAAGGUAGAAGGAUGUGGCUGUUGGAGUGAAGUAGGACACUUGACCAUGGACCACCCUCCAAAAGAUGGUCUUGGAAGACAGGCCAAGGGGAUCUUGCCAGUGAGUGGACCAUGGAGGGGCCCAGUGGGGGGUUUCCACCAUCCACUGCAUUUGGCAGGAGGAGAUUCUUCUCCAAAGACCGCUGGCUGACCAAACUCCAGGUCAAGAUGGCCGUGUAGUCCAUCAAGAGAUGGAGGCCGAAGGUCUAAAUGGGCAGUGGUCCAAAAAGCAGAGGAGAGGUUGACUAUGGACAUCUUUCAAAAAAAGAGAAGAGGAGAUCUUGACCCCAAACUCAAUGAAAAGAUGGCACUCAGAGGGCAGACCAGGGGGUCCUUGUUGGUGGGUUCACCUUUAGAUGGAGCUGGUGGCAAAAGGGAGGGCCAGGAAUCCUUGGAAAGUGUUGGGGAAUGGUCUACGAUGCGGUUUUCCCUUUCUCCAGCAACUAGAACAAAGAGGCAGGCUCAGAGCUUCCCUCAGCCCCAUUGCCAGUCCUGUGGGGCCCUAUUGGUGCCUCCACUCCACAGUUGGUGGUGAGAUGGCACCACAUAACCCAAUACUAAACCCUUUUGUGUAUUGACGCAGGGUGCCACAAAGUAGAGGAUGAUGCCUGAGUUGCUCUUCACGGAAUUGGGUGAAAGUGUUAGAAAAUUAUGUUAAUUAAUGGCAUUGAGAAAAUGAAGCUGAGAACAACGAAGUCCAUGGCUUUGUUGUGUGGAAGACAUGUAUCUCAGUGAUGUGUCCAAUUUGGGGCUGGUGGUGGGGCCCAAAAAGAAGAAGAUGAGG
This is a messenger RNA of Anolis sagrei ordinatus, 4418 nucleotides long. Lineage: Eukaryota; Metazoa; Chordata; Lepidosauria; Squamata; Anolidae. The record is from RefSeq and is a predicted model, not a curated record.